CCUGGUUGCAUGUGAACGGGAGACUACAUGUGUGAGGGCUGUAAGAGAUUCCCCUCAGGGGAUGGAGCGGUAUAAUCAAGUAUUCUAGGGUUUCUUAAUGUUAUCCAUUCCUUUUCAACCACGUCAAACAAACAGCAUCAAAAUACAGCCUUAAAUCAGGCAAGCCAAUCCCAGCCCAGAGGCACCUCAUGCUCGCCUCUGUCUGUCCUACCCUCCGCUCGACAGCAGGUGGAAGAUCGCGCCCCAGAAACAACAGACUCCAGCCAGAUGUCACUUCGGGAUGCCCAUCGCUUGCUCCUGGGGGCAGCUGCCCUCUUCUUGCUGCUGGGGGGCUGCUCGGGCUCCUCGUCACACUCUCUGAGGUUUCAUGUUGCAAUGUGGGAUUCUGCUGAAGGGCUACCCCAAUUCAUCGGUCAGGGGUACCUGGAUGACCAGAUCUUCGGGCACUGUGAUGAGAAGAUAAGGCAGCCCAUGCCUGUAGUUCCAUGGAUGAAGAAGUUAAUGAAGGACGAUCCUGAGCACUGGAACUUGUACAUUCGGGAUACGGCGCGUCUGGAUGAGACUCUGAGGCAACAUGUGGUGAUGGUUCAGAGAUAUGGCAACCAGAGUGAGAAUUUUCUCUCCUGGCAGGGAAUAAGUGUCUGUAAGCUGAGGGAGGACGGUCAGAAAGUGGGGAAUAUCCGUUAUGGCUACAAUGGGAGGGACUUCCUCAGCUUUGACAAGAACACCCUCUCCUGGACUGUAACAGCCAAUGCUGCAGAGUUCAAGAGGAUGUGGGACACUUUCACAGGCAGUCCUCUGUAUUGGAAGGAAUUCCUGGAAGGGAAGUGCAUUGAAUGGCUAAAGAAAUACAUAAAAUAUUCGAAGGAAUCUCUGCGGAGGAGAGAGCCCCCAGUGGUGAAGGUGCUACAAAAGAUGGACUCCAAUGGCCUGGAGACUCUCAUCUGCCGGGCCUACGGCUUCUACCCCAGGGAGAUCCGUGUGACCUGGAAAAAAGACGGAGAGUUCUUGGAGCAGGAGACCCACUGUGGGGAAGUUAUCCCCAACUCAGAUGGGACCUACCACACCUGGACUGGCUUUAAUAUUGACCCCAAGGACAGGUCCCGCUACCAGUGCCAGGUGGAACAUGUUGGUUUUCCAGAGCCUCACCUCUUUGCCUGGAAGGAACCUGCUUCAGUGGGCCCCAUUGUGGGGGGCAUCCUGGGGGCUGUGGCAGCUGUUGUCCUGCUGGUGGCUGCGAUCAUCUUCUACAUGAAGAAGCAGCAGGGAGGCUACAAAGCAACGUCAGCUGAGGGACCCUCCUCCUCCCUCUGAAGUGACCCUUCAGCACCAGAGAAAUGGUGCACCGCUGCCUGAGGGGCAGUGGUGGUGGAGUGCUGCAGGGACGCAAUCCUGUUACUUUUCCCCCUCUAGGGUCUCAGCAGGGACACAGGGCACUGAGCUUUUUACAUGCCAGCAAUCUUCACCCCCUCCCCUCCCCUCCCCUUGUGGCAGGUUCGGGGACAGAAUGCCAGAGAUUGCCAGUCUGCUCCUCCCAUAUGUGGAAUAUAUGUUUUCCUCUCUGGGGUAAACAGCAGCUUCAAAAGGAGUGUGUGGAGUAGGGUCAGCACCAAGCAGAUCUGCAAGACAAAUCUUGCUGGCUCCACAGCUGUGGAAUCAUCUCCCCGAAGAGAUCUGACAGGAUGCCUCUCUUUCCACUUUGAGGAGGACUUGGCCCCCUUUUAAAUCCAGACUAGAGGUUGGGAUGUAAUUGCGAAUAUGACGGAUAUUUAUACUGUCUUCAAAGGGCUCACAAUCUAAAAAAGAAACAUGAUAGACAUCAGCAACAGCCACUAGAGGGAUGUUGUGCUGGGGAAGGAUAGGGCCAGUUGCUCUCCCCUUGCUAAAAAAAGAGAAUCGCCACUUUUAAAAGGUACCUCCUUGCUCAGUUAGUGGAGGACUGCUAACUGAUUCUCUCCCCCCACACACAAACACACUAUUUGUAAUUACCAUUUUCAGGCUGUUAAGUUUUGUUUUUGCAAAAUGUUCUGGGUUUUUUGGUUGUGUUUUAUGAUUCCUAAUGUCUAAAUGUGUGCUUGCAUUUCAUAGAAAAGCAAGAUAGAAAAUAAAGAAAUGAAUGGAA
This is a messenger RNA of Hemicordylus capensis (graceful crag lizard), 2122 nucleotides long. RefSeq names its product class I histocompatibility antigen, F10 alpha chain-like. NCBI's taxonomy places the organism in Eukaryota, Metazoa, Chordata, Lepidosauria, Squamata, Cordylidae. Gene Ontology annotation, biological process: immune response. The transcript is spliced from 7 exons. The record is from RefSeq and is a predicted model, not a curated record. Gene Ontology annotation, cellular component: external side of plasma membrane. The coding region runs from base 268 to 1314 and encodes 348 amino acids.